GCGGAAACGACGUAUGGACGCCAAACAUGGCGUCAGAUUCAAACGGCUGCGAGAUAAAUGUUCCAGUUUGUAAAUGGAGGCCGGUUUAGCCUGAAGGCGUUAGUGCGUCUGGUGGCAAGGCAACAGCAGCAUCCGAGCAACCGGCCUCCCCCGGUCCCAGAGCAAGCAGCCUCCCGACGAACGAACCACCAGCCUGGGGUACAGAGCCGGAGACAUGCAGCCUGAACCGGCGGAGCGGAGCAGACAGUCCGGCCGGAGCCGAGCGGAGCAGCGGGGAUCCGAAGAGAGGAGGUCCGGGGAGGAAGCAGCGAGGUUGAAGCAGAAAGAGAAGCAGACAGGAGGAAAAAAAAGAGGAAAGGAAGAGGAGGAGAGAGGAAGAGGAAGGAAAGACGAAGGCGACGAGUCGAGGAGGCUGAGAUGGAAAAUCAACGAGCUGGAGAAAGAAAAGCUGCAGCUGACGACUGAACACAACCAGGAGAUCUGUCGGCUGCAGGCGGCGUCGACUCGCCUCCGGUCGGCCGUGGAGCUCAGCGAGGCUCAGGGGGCGGAGCUUCAGUACCAGCUGACGACGAGUCGCAGAGAGAACCAAUCGCUGGCAGGUCGAGUCUCCGUCCUCCAGGAAACUCUGGACGAGACGCGCCGCCGCCGCCAGCAGGACCAUGAUGCUCUGCAACAGGAAGUGGAGGAACGAAAUCAGCUGAUUGACAAGAUGAGCUCCGAAAACCAGCGACUCCAGCGGCUGCUGCAGGAGCAGCAGGAAGUCCUUCAGGACCUUCAACAGGAGAAGCUGAAGGAGGCUGAAGUGAAGCAAAGACAGACGGACCAGAUGAAGCUUCUGAAGGAGAAACUGGAGGAGAGCCGUCGAGAGAAUGAGCUCUCAGAGCAGAAGAUCAAAACCCUGGAGGCCAACAUGGAGGAGGAAAGGUCCACUCAUCUGGAGACCAAGUUCACCUCUGAGAUCGUCCAGCUGAGGCUCAGAGAUCUGGAGGCCAUGGUGGCGGUGGAGCGAUCCGGCCAGCAGGAGGCGCUCUGCAGCCUGAAGCUGCUCCGAGAUCAGUUGAUGGAGGAGAGAGAGAGGAGGGACGCUACUGAGCGCGCUCUGCAGCGGCUGCAGACGGAGUUCGAUCAGUGUCGGUCUGAUGUGAGCGUUGCCAUGGAAACGCAGAGGAAGAUGGCAUCCGACCUUUCAGAGCAGCUGGAGGACGAGAAGAGACGACACGCUGACACUCAGUCUCUGCUGCAGCAGGCAGCUCAGAGUCGCAGUGAAGCAGACGAAGCCUUCGUUGACUCCAUGAAUCAGAUCAGAGACCUUCUGAAACAACACGGCAGCUCAGGUGAACCAGCAGAGGAUGCUGGGAGUCGGAGUCUUUCUGCUGAAGUCCUGCAGCUGCUGAGGACGACGCUCAGCUCCAACCAACACAGACUGCAGGAAGCCGACCAACAGGUUCAGGAUCUGCUGUUUGCGUCGCAGAAGCUGCAGGAUGACAAUCAGACUCUUCGACAGCUGGCGUCAGAUCAUAAGAGUCAGAUAGAGGAGUCUCGGCUGGUUUCGGUCCGACUAGAGGAGGAGGCGACUCGGCUGCGUCAGGAGGCGUCUGAUUGGUCGAAACAGAGUCAAGUCCUUCGAGUCGAGCUGGACGAAGAGAGAAAGGCGAGGACGGAGGAAGUCCAGGAGAUAAACGGCCGACACCAGGAAGAGUCGACGGCCCGGCUGACCUUCCUCCACUGCCUCUAUCAGCGCCUGCUGGCCGGCUGUGUCCUCCUCCAGCAGCCCCAGAGCAUUCUGGGUAACUUCACCUGGCUGGAGCUGUGUGACGUCAUCAGCGAGCAGGUAGACCAGCUGACCUCUGACCUGCAGAAGGCCAAUGACAAGAUCGCCCACCUGCAGAGUGUGUGUCACAAGAAGAGUGUGUGUGUGCGCGAACUGCAGCGCAGUCAGGAGUGUGUGUUGUCUCGACUAAAGGAGAGUGUGAAGAGGAGGGAGGAGGCCUGGAACAGCCAGCACCUAAGCACUGUGAAAGAGCUGCAGCUGUGUCGCUCUCAGUGUGACUCCCUCCAGGCCCUGGUCUCCUCACUGACCUCCGACCUCACUAGGAGUCGUAGGACCUGCUCGUCCUGCUCCUCGGCGUCCGUCCUGCUGGGUGGAGCCCUCCGACAUGCCCUCCUCCGCCUGGGCCGGCUGUCCCAGCAGAAGAGCCUCCUGAGCAGGCGUCUGGAGGAGCUGGAGCUGCUGGAGGAGGAGGUGAGGAGGCUGGGAGAUGCUCUGGGAGCCCAGGAGGAGGAGCAGGAGGACGGAGGCAGGAGGAGCAGGCCCCUGAGGAGGUGGAGGAGGACGGUGUGGGUGGUGAUGGCGGUGAGGAGGUGGAGGCAGCUGGCUGCAAACACAACACUGCUGUUCCAGGUGGAGACAGGAGGUCGGACUGUGUGUGUCUGUGGAGGCUCAGCUACACUGGAGGGUCAGAAUCUGUCAGAUCAGGAUGAAGGUCCAGCUGCUGUCUGUUAUCGGCUGCUUCGAUCUGAACGUCUGUCCUCCAUCAUCCUGUCAUCCAUGUCUGACCUGCAGGAGGCGCUGUCUCACUCUGGCUCCGCCCCUCCUCACCUGAUGUCAGCCGCUCGCUCAGCUCUUUCCCGCCUCUUGGACCAGUUGCUGGACCAAUCGGCAGACGGCAUGGAGACGGACAGGCUCAGACCGACUCCUCGACCCGACGUGAAGGCCCUGGUGUCCAACCUGCAGCAGCACUUCCUGCUCUUCAGCCAACGGCUGCACUCGGCCGAGGUGGAGAGGCGGAGCCUGAGGGUGGAGCUGGCCAAUCAGAAGAGAGGACAGCGACGAGAAGAGGACAGCCGCAGGACGGCAGCGUCGGAGCGUUUCCACAGUGUGUGUGCGGAGCUCCGUGAGGCUCUGAGCAGAGAGCAGCAGGCCCAGACUCUGAUCCAAGAACAGUCCCACCAGCUGCACACACUGCGACAGGAAGUCAACGCACACAACACGCAGCAGACGGACACACAACGCACGCUGAGCCGCACAACACAGGAGGUGAGCAGGAAGGAGCGCUCGCUGAGGAUUCUGGGUAAACACCUGUCGGAGGUUCAGAGGCAGAAGGAGCAGGUGGAGGAGAAGCUGCAGAGAGCUGAGGAGGAGCUGAGCCACGCCCACAGGCAACAGGAAGCUGUGAUCAGCUGUGUGAAGGCUGCAGAAAGGAACUGCACACAGGUCAGAGACAGUCUCGUCCAAUCACAGCGCUCCAUGGUGGCUGAGCCCCGCCCCCUGCUGGAGCUGCGUGGAGCAGAGAGCAUCAUGGGAGCUGCUGAGGUGGCAGCGUGCCAGAGUCUCCUCUCCUCCAUCUCCCAGCUCUGUCACACCUGCAGCUCCAGGAUUGGUUGGCUGGAACAGGAAGUCUCCGCCCACCGAAGUCAUGUGACGGCGCUGCUCAGCGAGCUGCAGGACGUCUGUCUCCGUGACAACCAGGCCUUCGUCCCCGUGACAGAAUUUCCUGAAACAAUCCCUUUGGCUGACGUGGACAAACCGCCACCUGUCCUCCUCUCUGAUUGGCCAAAGGACCUGGAAGACAGAAUAAGCCCCGCCCCUCCAGAGAUAAACCCCACCCCCUUGUCGCUGCUCUGCAAACCCAAAGCAAAGAAAGUGACGAAAAAGAAGAAGGUUGGAGGGUCGAGGUAGACGGAGGUGACUGAAUGUUUCUGAUUUGUCCGUCUGGAGGAGGAAACGCUGCAAAGUGAAGAAGGAGAAGAAGAAGAAGAAGAAGUUUCCCUCCAGCUGCUCGGUGACAGAUGCCUGAAGUCCAGAUGUUGGAGUCGUGACAGCGACUGUGACGGAUCAGCAGCUGCAGCUUUAGUUCAAACCUGAAGAACAGGCAAAUGAAACGUGUACGAGACCCGCUGGCACACAUUAAAUACACAACAGGAACACAAACGGAGUCACAGAAAACCUGAUUUAUUUCACAGACGCACUAAACAACCACAAAGAGACAAUAAACAACUGCAAAGACACACAAAACACAGAAAAUGACCACAAAGAGACACAAAAACACACAAUAUCACCACUAAAAUACAGAAAAUGACUACAAAAGGGAACAAAACUACCACAAGGACACACAAAAAGACACUAAAUAACCCAAACAAAAUAAAAAAAUUACUAUAAACAGGCACAAAGUCAUACAAAAUGAAAACAGAGACACAAAAUAACUACAAAGACAUACAAAUGGGCAACAAAGACAAAACUACCACAAAAUGACACAAAAAACUCACAAAAUUAUCACAAUACACAAAAUAACCCACAGAGACACAAAGAAGCCACAAAGAGGCACAAGUGUAUACAAAGUGACACAAAGAGACACAGAAUCACCACAAAAAGACACAAAAUGCAACUAAAGACACACAGACUCACAGCUGCUGAAAGUGGAGAAACGCUGCUGAACAAAAGUGAGAAAAGUUUUUGAGCAGAAAUAUAAAAACAUGACAAACAUCUUCCUGCUGCAUCAG
Molecule: messenger RNA, 4500 nt
Organism: Amphiprion ocellaris (clown anemonefish)
Lineage: Eukaryota; Metazoa; Chordata; Actinopteri; Pomacentridae
Product: coiled-coil domain-containing protein 171-like
Exons: 24
Coding region: 215-3679 (1154 amino acids)
Source: RefSeq, a predicted model, not a curated record